Messenger RNA from Pocillopora verrucosa, 2755 nucleotides. Its product is annotated as voltage-gated purine nucleotide uniporter SLC17A9-like. Gene Ontology annotation, molecular function: transmembrane transporter activity. Gene Ontology annotation, biological process: transmembrane transport. NCBI's taxonomy places the organism in Eukaryota, Metazoa, Cnidaria, Anthozoa, Scleractinia, Pocilloporidae. The record is from RefSeq and is a predicted model, not a curated record.
CUCCCGUAUCGGCAUAAAACGUGGCGUCUAGCAUAGUUUACCGAAUGAAUUUGUGACAAUUUGGUAUUUUUGGUAGCCUUAAGAUACUCGGGUCGAUUAUCAAGCUUUUCACUUACUUGGUAGUUGGGCUCAUUAACUACAACAAGACAAGUCUACUCAGCGAGAGCAACCAUGAAACAAGCAAUGUCGUAACGGUUGGAAAAAAUUCGUGUGUGGCUCGAAGGUGGAUAUACAGCCUCGCUCCUUCAGCAAAAUUUCAUUGAUCGCCUAAGACUGUCACAUUAACACACCCAGACUUAAAGUUCAUCCACGUAUAUCGAAAGGAGGUGAUAUUUACAAGUUAUCCCGAGGAAAUUUAAUUUAACGAAUGACUACCUCAGAGCCAAUACGGUUGAAAAUCGACAUGAACGAAAAAUCUAAAGGAGAUGCGGGUUUCCAGUGGCCGGAGGAACAGCGAAAGUACUGGAUUGUGGCCAUGUUUUGUGGUACACUAUUACUGUACGCUGCCAGAUCAGCUGUACCUUUGUGUAUGGCAGCCAUGAGCUCUGAAUUAAAGUGGGACAAAGAGAUCGAUGGAGCAGUUAUGUCUGCCUUCUUUUGGGGAUACAUGCCUGCACAGAUCAUUGGCGGAUAUUUAAGUGACAAAUAUGGUGGAGAAGUAAUAUUAGGAAUUGCUGCAAUUUUCUGGUCUUUAUUAACAUUGGCUGUUCCUUUUAUAACAGUGUCACCAAUACUUUUCUUCUCUCCUACCAUGAUUAUAUUUGCUGCUAGAAUGUGCACUGGUUUAUCCCAAGGUUUACAUUAUCCCUCACUAACAAACAUAAUUGCUAAGAGAAUUCCAAUAAAGGAUAGAACAUUUUUAACAAGUACAAUAUUUGCUGGUGGACCCGUAGGCACAUUGUUCAUGGGCAGUGUUGGUUCAUUAUUCCUCUCUUACAUGGGUUGGCAUAGCGUGUUUAUUUUUCAUGGUCUAAUGGCAUUGUUAUGGGCCUGUCUUUGGAGAUAUUAUUUAGUUUUACCAGAAUUUGAACUUGGAAGCAUCAAAAUGGUUGAACCAAGCAGUUCUGAACGGGCACACCUACUCAAUGUUCCCUGGGAGACAUUUGGAAGAAAUCCAGCUGUCUGGGCUCUGGUUGUUUCACAUUUCUGUCAAGGCUGUGCAUUCUGGAAUGUGUUUGCAUGGCUUCCCAUGUUUUUUGAGGAGCGUUUUCCUGGAAAUGAGAAAUGGAUAUUUAAUGUCCUUCCAUGGUUGCUAUACUUCCCAGUGGCUCUGUUUGUUGGACAUGUAGCAGAUAGCAUGAUUAGAAAAGGAUCAUCAGUUACUUUUGUCAGGAAAUUCUUUCAGACUCUUUCAAUGUGUGGUGGGGCACUUUUCAUGAUUCUUAUUACCAAGUCAUCCAACUUUAGUCAGGCUAUUUUUUGCAUGAUGAUGGCCAUGAGUAUGAAUGCAUUAGGUAAUGCAGGCACUCCUGUCACACCCCAAGAUAUGUCUCCCAAGUUUGCUGGGACACUCUUUGGAAUAAUGAACUCAGCAGGUGCAUUUUCAGGAAUUGUUGGCCCCCUUCUCACAGGUUACCUUUUAGAAGUUGGUCACAGAUGGGACUAUAUAUUUAAAUUAAACGCUUUAGUACUCAUCUUGGGUGCUUCGGUGUUUCUGAUAAGAGGAACUGCAAAGAAAAUAGUGUAGAACAACUGAAAUUGCUCAAAGAAUAUUCUCCAUAUAAGCCAAGCCUAAAGAGGUACUUUCAGUGACCUUGAAGCAAAGCCAUUUACAGGAUGAGCGGAAGAAAACAGAGCAGCAAUUGAGCAGAAUUUUUUAAGUAAGGAAUGGACAAUGUCUAGCGUGCGCUCAUCCAAUUCGGAAUGCACGCGGAUAGUUGGAAGAGCAUGAAGGUAGCGGCGUCUUGAGCAUAUCUUAUGCUACCUUCGUGUUCUCCCAACUAUCCGCGUACAUCCCGAAUUGGAUGAGCUAGAUAUUGCGCUCUGAUUGCCUAGACAUUGUCCAUUGCUUUUAUAACAUAGCGAAACAUUUUUCACGCUGAAAAAGUUGCUCUAUCUGAACUGAUAAGAUUGCAAUGACGUCAGCCUGAACCAUCUCUAUGAGCCAUCCAUUUCUUUUUCAUAAAAUAUUAGCCAAUCAGAGCGCGUGUACGAAUGUAGCUAUGUUAUAACUGCAAAUGUGCCAUCUUUCCUUCCACAAUUAUUCCCGCUCUGAGGACUGUUUAGGGUGCUGUGUGUUCGGGAGAUUAGAACCAAAUUAGAUGCUUAUAAAAUUGGGCCCAUUUCCUAAGAAGGCUGCAGCGCACAAGAAAAAUUAAACUCGCUUUAGUCGAACUGACGUAGAAAUAUGACCAAAGAGGAUGUUGCUCAAUUGGUUUCUUUUCAUGUGUGAGUGAGUUCAUCUCAUUCAUCCCCAACCACUGUCAUAUGUUUUCUUUUUUCCCACGAAAUGUAAUUCGGAAAAAGGGGGUAAGUUUCUAAAGAAACUGUGGUGCUGCGUCGGUGAGAGAGUAUAAUGAGGUAAUUUAGGGUCAUCGACUGAGUUGAUAGCGUAAAUUGGCCACCGUAAAUCAUUUCAAAGCUGAUGUUUCGAGCGUUCGCCCUUUGUCGCUCGAAACUCUUUAGGGGGCCAAUUUACGUGAUCAACUCGCUUGAUAGUACCACAUUACCUUUUAAUUCGGAAAGCUAGGGGGUUUUUUUCGGUGGGCGUAUUUCAUUUUUCAUUUUUAGUCCUGUUAGACUACGAGCGGUUCUU